AUGAAAUACGUUCUAUCAACUGCUGCUGCUAUUGCUGGCUUGGCCUCUAGCGCCAUCGCAGAAGUGUUCAUUGUCGAUAACGAUACACCAACGGCCUUGCAAGUCUUGCUCCCUCUUGCAGCAGGAAAACAGGUUUUGGGGAUCACAACAAACUUGGGAGACUAUGAUACUGAAGCUGCCACCUACGAAGCUGCCAUGGCUUUGUCUACCGGUAAUCUAACCUCUUGUAUACCAGUUUACAGAGGUGCUGAACAACCAUUGGUUUUUGACAAUAACACCUACCACUUGUGGCAAGACCUAUAUGGUGAAAUCGUGUGGCAAGGUGCAUGGGGCACGGACUACGAGAGCCCAGUGCCCGCCAACGCCUCGUUCGAGUACAACAAAACCGUAGGCGCACCACAAUGGAUCAUGGACACAGUCAAGAACUCAGAGGAGAACGUAACAAUCGUAGCCGCAGGAACCAUGACUAACUUGGCACUAGCACUAGCACAGUGGCCCGGCAUGGCAGAAAAGGUAAAACUCGUUAUCAUGGGUGGGUUUGUCGACGCCCAAAUCGCACAGGUCACUGGUGGCGAUCUCAUCAACGACCUGUACAGUGAUUUCAACCUGAUGAUCGACCCCGAAGCGGCUCAGACGGCAUUGACCGCGCCAUGGAAGGAACUGGUCAUUGUUGGCAACAUCAGUUCUCAAGUUUUCCCCACCCAAGACCUUUUCAACGAGCUGAUUGCCCAGUCCGGUGGUCUUACUGCCAUCAAAAACACUGCGGCUCUGGGAUACGUACAGGAAACAGUCGGUAACGGUACUGUGCCAUCUUUCAACCUCCCCUACUGGGACGAGGUGGCCUCUGCCAUUGCAACAAGCCCCGAAAUCGUUACUGGGUCCUACGAAGCCUACGUCUCGGUGGACACUACAUUCUCUUCUCCCUUCUACGGUAGUUUGAGAAUGUACCCAUCCAAUCUACGUGCUAAGAAGGGUGUUAGAACAGGAAAAGCUACGAUGAUCACUUCCGUGGACGUCGAUAAGUUCAAUAGUAUGAUAGUGGAUGCUCUGGUGAGAGACUGGACCAACUUCUGCAAGACCGGUGAGGCUUCUAGUCUGAUCGAUAUGUAG
Messenger RNA from Lachancea meyersii CBS 8951, 1110 nucleotides. The record is from the annotation of a GenBank genome assembly. Lineage: Eukaryota; Fungi; Ascomycota; Saccharomycetes; Saccharomycetales; Saccharomycetaceae.